GCCGCGCCCCGCCCCCUUCCUCGCCACCUCUCUCUCUCUCUCUCUCUCUGUCCUGAGGCAGGGCCUCCUUGGCUUCCCUUCAGCCGCCGCCUCCGUCGCCGGUUUUUCUGCUAUACUGACAGUAUUGCUAUAAGGAAGUAUUUUUGAUUGGUAACAAUGUAACAGAGUGCAACCCGCAUGAGGGAACCCAUUUUUGCACCACAUGAUCCCUAAUGCUAAUGAGCUAUCUAGCAGGGACCAAGUAUUUUCCAGGAUUAUAUAAAAUGCUUGCACCUGAACAUGUGCUAUAUCUUAAUGGGAUAUUUUAAAUACUUCAAGACAUUAUUUGCCCAAAAGCCCUAAAGGAUGUCAACAUGGCUUAGUUAAGUUUCUGACCACUACAAAUUAUCUGUUGCUGUAUGCUGACAAGAGGCAACUAACUCCAUUUGGAGUAGUGUCAAAUUAGCACAGAUAUAUCAAGAUGACAGAUCCUAUGAUGGACUUUUUUGAUGAUGCCAACCUAUUUAGUGAUACUUUAGAAGGUUUGUCAGAUGAUGCCUUUGUACAAACUGGACCCGUUUCACUUGUUGAUGAAUUGAACCUGGGUGCAGAAUUCGAGCCUUUGCACAUUGAUUCAUUAAACCAUAUUCAGGAAACGCAAACACAGCAAAAGAUGAAUGAAUUUGAACAACUAAAUCAGUAUGAUUCACUAAAACUACAAGUGAAUCAGACCUUCAACAGUCCAGCUGAAAAUGUUCUAUCACCUCAUUCUGAGUUUAAUUGUUCACCCAUUCAUUCUCAAAGCCAAACCAAUGGAUUGUUUCCCGAUGUGGAGGAUGGGAGCCCAAUGUGGGGACACCAAACGUCUAGCAGUGCUUCUAAUCAGAAUGGGUCCCCUUUUCAUCAAGGACAUUCACAGUCUAUGCAGCAAAACAAAAGCUUUGUAGCACAUCCCGAUUUUGCCUUAUAUCAGGCCAGCGAACAGCACCAUCCGUGUGCCUCACUGCAGUCACAGCAAAACAGAAAUGGCAUUAAUACGGGAGAUGACACUCAGAAUCAAACAGAAAACUUUAUGGAAAUUAAUGUGUCUGUUUCACAUAGAACCAGCAUCCCCCAUCCACCUCAAGCUGCCAGUCUGUCAAACUCACAACAGUCUAGCUCUGUUCAGUCAUUUUCUCAGACUGUGAAUGACUCUUCCCAAUUCUGUGGGAACCAAGAAGGAAGCUUUGAUGGACACUCUCCAACCAUAACACCAUGCUCUGUUGUUAAUACACAGUUUUCUCCACCUUUUUCUUACUCUGGUAACAGCAUCUCUCCUACCAGUCUUCUACAGUCUUCUACAGCUCUUUCUGCUAGUCAGAAAACACGUCCUCUUGCUGAUUUUCCUGGGAAUGAUGCCUUUGCACCUCAAAGAGGGACCAAGCAAGGAAAUACAGAUAGUGUCCUUAACUCAAGUACAUCACUGAAUUCAAAUAAUUACCAGGUGUUGCAUUCAGCACAUUCUCAGGGCAACUUCAGUAGUUCAAAACUAUCUGUUGCAAACAUUAACUUUUCUACCACUUCUGGUGCUGGUCCUCAGCUGAGGCAUUUUAAUGAUCCUGUAGAAGGCAAUGGCUUUUCAUCUUUAGAUGAGAGAUUGCUUCAACAAGUUGAGUCUCAAGCUGAAUCAUUUACGGAACUUGACCCAGAAGCUCUCCUUCAGGAAGAACUUCUUCCUCCGUUUGAUGCAUCUACAUUUGUUCAGGACAGCUCCGGUAAUGAGAGGAAACAUCCCCUGGAACAUCAUGUUGUCCCACGUGUAACACCGCCCUCCCACUCCACUCGGAACAAGUCUCAAAAUCGCAAGCAUCCUUCGUAUUCUCCUGGUUCUAAUCAACAUCUUCACGAACGAAAGCGUGUAAAUGCUCAAGGCCAGCCUCCUUCCACCAAGAAAACAGAUGGCUCUGGGACAUAUACUAAGUUACAGAAUACCCAGGUGAAAGCUGUGUCUGAGAAGAAACAGAAAAAAAAAGUGGAAUCUGAAAGCAAGCAGGAGAAAGCCAAUCGCAUAAUAUCCGAGGCAAUAGCAAAAGCAAAAGAGAGAGGGGAGAGAAACAUUCCACGAGUAAUGAGUCCGGAAAACUUCCCAAGUGUGUCAGCAGAAGGAAGAGAAGAAAAGAAGGGCAGAAAAGUUAAAUCCAAACCAAAAGACAAAGAAAGCAAAAAGCCCAAAACUAGCUCAUCUUCCAAAACUAAAGAACGAGCAAAAAUUGGCAAGCUUAUAAUUACUCUGGGUAAAAAGCAAAAGAGAAAAAACGAGUCUUCAGAUGAAAUGUCUGAAGUUAAGCAGCCUACUCAGCAGUCAUUCAAAGAUGAGACCUCUCAGAAAAGAAGAUCCAAUCGACAAAUUAAAAGGAAGAAGUAUGCAGAAGAAGGUGAAGGAAAACAAUUUGAAGAAGAAGCCAAAGCAUCUGCAAAAUUUAAAAAGAGUUCUGCUCCUUUGCCUGCUGAACAGCCUUUACAGUUAUUUGUGGAGAAUCCAAGUGAAGAAGAUGCAGCCAUUGUAGAUAAAAUUUUAUCUUCCAGAAUUGUAAAGAAAGAAAUUUCUGGGGGAGUGACAGUGGAAGCAGAGGAAUUUUUUGUUAAAUACAAAAACUACUCCUACCUCCACUGUGAAUGGGCUACAGAACAACAGCUUCUAAAGGAUAAAAGAAUCCAGCAGAAAAUCAAACGUUUCAAGCUGAGACAAGCACAGAGAGCCCAUUUUUUUGCAGAUAUGGAGGAAGAACCAUUCAAUCCUGAUUAUAUUGAAGUAGAUCGGGUGUUAGAAGUCUCCUUUUGUGAAGAUAAGGACACUGGAGAGCCUGUUACUUACUACUUGGUAAAGUGGUGCUCACUGCCAUAUGAAGACAGCACUUGGGAGCUAAAAGAAGAUGUAGAUCAAGGAAAAAUAGAAGAGUUUGAACAACUGCAAGCUUUAAGGCCCGAUUCAAGGCGAUUGGAACGACCGCCCCAUAAUUCAUGGAAGAAGAUAGAACAAUCCAGGGAGUAUAAAAAUGGCAAUCAACUCAGGGAAUACCAGCUGGAAGGGCUCAACUGGCUCCUCUUCAAUUGGUAUAAUAGGCAAAACUGCAUUUUAGCAGAUGAAAUGGGUCUUGGCAAAACCAUCCAAUCAAUAACAUUCCUCUAUGAAAUUCUUCUGACUGGUAUAAGAGGGCCCUUCCUGAUCAUAGCUCCACUUUCCACCAUAGCCAACUGGGAAAGAGAGUUCCGCACAUGGACUGAUCUUAAUGUUGUAGUAUAUCAUGGGAGCAUGAUUAGUAGGCAGAUGAUACAGCAAUAUGAGAUGUAUUUCAGGGACUCACAGGGCCGAAUCAUUAGAGGUACAUACAAGUUCAAGGCUAUAAUUACCACUUUUGAAAUGAUUCUUGGUGGCUGUCCAGAACUCAAUGCAAUUGAAUGGCGGUGUAUUAUUAUUGAUGAAGCACAUCGAUUGAAGAACAAAAACUGCAAACUUUUAGAGGGCCUGAAGCUUAUGAACCUUGAGCACAAAGUACUGUUGACAGGCACACCAUUGCAAAAUACAGUUGAAGAACUUUUCAGCCUCCUUCACUUCCUUGAACCAUUACGUUUCCCGGCAGAAUCUACAUUCAUGCAGGAAUUUGGAGACCUUAAAACAGAGGAGCAGGUGCAAAAGCUGCAAGCUAUCCUGAAACCAAUGAUGCUGAGAAGACUAAAAGAAGAUGUAGAGAAGAAGUUGGCUCCAAAAGAAGAAACUAUCAUUGAAGUGGAGUUAACAAACAUCCAGAAAAAAUAUUAUCGAGCUAUUUUAGAGAAAAACUUUGCAUUUUUGUCAAAAGGAGCAGGGCAAGCCAAUGUACCCAAUUUAGUUAACACUAUGAUGGAACUCAGGAAAUGUUGCAAUCAUCCAUAUCUUAUCAAAGGUGCUGAGGAAAAAAUCUUAGGAGAGUUUAGGGAGACCUACAGUCAAUCUGCUCCUGAUUUUCAUCUGCAAGCAAUGAUCCAGUCUGCUGGGAAACUGGUCCUCAUUGAUAAACUUCUUCCAAAAAUGAAAGCAGGAGGCCAUAAGGUGCUUAUAUUCUCCCAGAUGGUUCGUUGUCUUGAUAUCCUUGAAGAUUAUCUUAUACAUAAAAGGUACCUUUAUGAGCGCAUUGAUGGAAGAGUACGAGGAAACCUGAGGCAGGCUGCUAUUGACCGAUUUAGCAAGCCAGACUCUGAUCGGUUUGUUUUCCUUCUCUGUACCAGAGCUGGUGGAUUGGGCAUUAAUUUGACUGCAGCUGAUACUUGUAUAAUUUUUGAUUCUGACUGGAAUCCUCAGAAUGAUUUGCAGGCCCAAGCUCGAUGCCAUAGGAUUGGUCAAAACAAAGCAGUAAAAGUCUACAGAUUGAUUACUCGGAACUCUUACGAAAGAGAAAUGUUUGACAGAGCAAGUUUGAAGCUUGGCUUGGAUAAGGCUGUCUUACAGAGCAUGAGUGGAAGAGAAAAUAGUGUUGGUGGAAUCCAGCAACUUUCCAAAAAGGAAAUAGAGGAUUUGCUUCGGAGAGGUGCAUAUGGUGCCAUAAUGGAUGAAGAGGAUGAGGGCUCUAAAUUCUGUGAAGAGGAUAUUGAUCAGAUUUUACAACGUCGCACAAAAACUAUCACAAUUGAAUCUGAGGGAAGGGGUUCCACAUUUGCUAAGGCUAGUUUUGUUGCAUCUGGAAACAGGACAGACAUUUCUUUAGAUGACCCCAACUUCUGGCAGAAAUGGGCCAAAAAAGCAGAAAUAGACAUUGAUGCCAUCAGUGGUAGAAACAGCCUGGUUAUUGACACUCCCAGAAUUAGAAAACAGACAAGACCGUUUAGUGCCACAAAGGAUGAACUUGCUGAGUUAUCUGACAUUGAAAGUGAAGGGGAUGAAAAACCAAAACUUCGGAGGCCUUGUGACCGUUCCAAUGGAUAUGGGAGAACAGAAUGCUUUAGAGUGGAGAAAAACCUACUGGUUUAUGGGUGGGGUCGUUGGAGAGAGAUUUUGUCGCACGGACGCUUCAAGAGACAACUGAAUGAGCAAGAUGUGGAAAUCAUUUGCCGCGCACUCCUAGCAUAUUGCCUCGUUCACUACAGAGGAGAUGAAAAAAUUAAAAGUUUUAUUUGGGACCUCAUUACACCAACUGAGGAUGGACAAACACGAGAGCUACAGAAUCACCUAGGCUUGUCAGCUCCUGUCCCCCGUGGUCGAAAAGGAAAGAAAGUUAAGACUCAGGCCAGCACUUUUGACAUACAUAAAGCAGAAUGGCUUCGAAAAUACAAUCCAGAGCAUUUGUUGCAAGAUGAUGGCUAUAAAAAACACAUAAAACACCACUGCAAUAAAGUCUUACUUCGAGUUAGAAUGCUGUAUUACCUGAAACAAGAAGUCAUUGGUAGUGAGUGCCAGAAGGUUUUUGAAGGAGUUGAUGCCAGUGAAAUUGAUAUUUGGGUCCCUGAGCCAGACCAUUCUGAAGUGCCAGCAGAGUGGUGGGAUACAGAAGCAGACAAGUCUCUACUAAUUGGAGUUUUUAAACAUGGUUAUGAAAAGUACAACACAAUCAGAGCAGAUGCAGCUCUCUGCUUUUUGGAAAGAGUAGGAAAACCUGAUGAUAAAGCAGUUGCUGCUGAACAAAGAGCAAAUGAUUACAUUGAUGGUGAUGUAGAAGACCCUGAGUACAAACCAGCUCCAGCAUUGUUUAAAGAUGAUACAGAGGAUGAUGUGUCAUCACCAGGAGAUCUUGUAAUAGCAGAUGGAGAUGGUCAGAUGAUAGAAGGGGACAAGCUUUACUGGCCAACUCAGUCUGCCUUGACAACACGCUUGCGUCGCUUAAUAACUGCAUAUCAGCGUACUAGUAAGAACAGGCAAAUCCAGCAGAUCCAACCAGCAUUUCCAGUUCAACCCUGUGUAAUGCAGACUCCAUGUGAAGAUUCUGCUUUGAAUCCAAAAAUUGUUGCCAAAAUUGAAAGACAACAAAGGUGGACAAGAAGAGAAGAAGCUGAUUUCUACAGAGUUGUUUCAACUUUUGGUGUAGUGUUUGAUCCUGACAGAGCCCAGUUUGACUGGACAAAGUUUAGAGCCAUGGCUAGGCUGCAUAAGAAAACAGAUGAGAGUUUAGAGAAGUACCUAUAUGCAUUUAUGGCCAUGUGCAGGAGAGUUUGUCGCCUACCUUCAAAAGAUGAACUUGUGGAUCCAAAUAUUUUUAUUCAACCAAUAACUGAAGAGCGUGCAUCUCGAACUUUGUAUCGUAUUGAACUUCUCAGGAAGGUACGAGAACAAGCUGUACGUCAUCCGCAGGUAUUUGAGCGAUUAAAACUUUGUCAGCCAAAUCCAGACUUGCCUGUUUGGUGGGAAUGUGGGACUCAUGACUGGGAUUUACUCAUCGGAGCUGCAAAACAUGGGGUUAGCAGGACUGACUACCACAUCCUUCGUGAUCCUGAACUUUCAUUUAUGUCAGCCCAGAGGAACUACAGUCACAAUAAAGUAGCACUUUCAAGGACUCCAACCCCACUUCUGCAUCAGUAUCAAAUGGCACUGUCUGCAUCUCCUCUUGCCCCUCAGGCAAGGCUGCUAGAUGUUAAAGGGAGUACACUUGAGGAAACAAAAGCUAAGAAUGAAAACCAUAAAGAAGAAACCCAUUCUUCAGGAGAGGAGUCUAUGUCUACUGAUGAUAUGCGAACAGGAGUAAAGACUGAACCUUUGAGCCCAAAGAAUAGCACAACAGUACAUGCUGUAGACCAUAAAUCUGCUGUGAAGGCAGAUAAUGACAGACGCAUGGUUGCAGCAAGAACAGAGCCUUUAACUCCAAAUGCUGCUUCCAAAAAACAGAGACCCAGCAAGAGAGGAUCAGAAUCCAGCUCCGAUUCAGACUCUGAUUCAGACAGAUCAUCUUGUUCUUCCAGGUCAUCAUCCUCUUCCUCUUCUUCUUCAUCCUCUUGUUCACGUUCCAGAUCAGGCUCCAGUUCUUCAUCCUCUUCGUCUUGUUCUUCAGCAUCAUCCUCAUCCUCGUCCUCCUCUUCAUCGUCGUCGUCAUCAUCAUCUUCGUCAUCAGAAGAGAGUGACAGUGAGGAGGAGGAGGCACAAAAGAGGCCAGAAGGAACUCCUCACUUGAAAGCAUAUGAUGAAGAGAGUGUAGCUUCCAUAAGCACUGUACAGGAUGAAACGCAGGACAGUUUCCAAAUGAAUAAUGGAACGCCAAAUUCUAACUGUAUCUUACAUGGUGGAUACAUGUUGGCUGCUUCCUACUGGCCCAAGGAUCGGAUUAUGAUUAACCGUCUGGAUAGUAUUUGUCAAACAGUCUUGAAAGGUAAAUGGCCUUCUGCAAGGAGAGGUUACGACGGCAAUACUGUAGCUUCCUUCUAUACCACCAAACUUCUAGACAGUCCCGGUGCCGCUGUGGACUACAGUGAACCUAGUCUACCAACUCCCCCAAAUGCAGAUGGGAAAGAAGAAAAUGAUCAGUCAUCACAGUUGUCAAAGGUGAAGACGCAUGUACGGGAAAAGGAGUUUACAGUGAAAAUCAAUGACGAAGGUGGUUUGAAAUUAAUUUUUCAGAAGCAAGGACUUCCUCAGAAAAGGCCAUUUGAAAGUGAAGAUGGCACAUUAGGACAGCAGCAGUACCUUGCCAGGCUACAUGAACUUCAGAGUGCUUCGGAAACCAGCCUUGUCAAUUUUCCAAAGUCUUUGCCGGAGUCAAGAACUGCAAGCCAAUCAACUGCUAGUGCAAACGGUGUAAUAACUGAUGACCAACCUGUAUUGAAAAAGAGGAGAGGAAGGAGAAGGAAUAUAGAAGGAGCUGAUGUCCUCUUUAUAAACAAAAUCAAAGCACCUAACCAUGUUUGUCAUGGCAUUAAUGCCCCCCAGAUUACUCCAGGAAUAAACCCAGUACUUCCUUAUGUACAAUCCCAAGGCCUUUGUGAUGCAGAAAGCCCAGUUCCAGUUAUUAACUUGAAAGAUGGAACAAGGCUUGCGGGUGAUGAUGCCCCCAAGAGAAAAGAUUUGGAGAAAUGGCUUAAUGAACAUCCCGGCUAUGUUGAAGACUUAGGAGCUUUCAUUCCAAAAAUGCAGCUUCAUGAGGGGAGACCCAAACAAAAAAGGCACCGUUGUCGCAAUCCUAAUAAGUUGGAUGUUAAUAGCCUUACUGGGGAAGAACGUGUUCAGCUGAUCAAUAGAAGGAAUGCUAGAAAGGUAGGAGGUGCUUUUGCUCCCCCAUUGAAAGAUUUGUGUCGAUUCCUCAAGGAGAAUUCUGAAUAUGGAGUAGCUCCUGAAUGGGGUGAUGUUGUGAAACAGUCGGGAUUUCUUCCUGAAAGCAUGUUUGACCGUAUCCUCACAGGGCCUGUUGUACGAGAAGAAGUGAGCAGGAGAGGGAGAAGGCCGAAAAGCGAGAUUGCCAAGGCCACUGCUGUCGCAACAGCAACAAACAUACAGGUCAACCCUUUGCUAGCCAAUGGGCUACUCCCAGGAGUGGAUCUCUCUACUCUCCAGGCCUUACAGCAAAACCUGCAGAAUUUUCAGUCAUUGCAAGUGACGGCGGGUUUAAUGGGAAUGCCUGCUGGUCUGAACACUGCUGGAGAGGCAAAAAACAUGGCGACGGUGUUCCCCAUGCUGCUGUCAGGAGUGCCGGGCUUACCAAAUUUGCUAGGAAUGGGAGGACUCCUCACGAAGUCUUCAGAAUCUGUUUCUGAGGGGAAAAAGGGAAGCGAUUCCAGAGAGCCUGAUGGAAAGAAAGAGAGGACAGAGAGCCCAAAUGCACAUAAUGGUGGGGAAAACUCUGUAUCUGGUUCUCCUUCUACAUCGUCAUCUGCUGUUGCUGCAGCUGCAAGCCCCUUAGCUCUUAACCCCUUACUGUUGUCCAAUAUACUUUAUCCAGGGAUGCUUCUCACUCCAGGCCUUAAUCUUCAUAUCCCAGCUUUGUCCCAGUCAAACAUUUUUGAUGUACAGAACAGUGAAAAUAACGGCACUGGCUUGACUAAGCCUGCGGAAGAAAAGGAAGAAAACUCUAGGGUUCAAGACCAAGACGUCAAAAGGGGAGCAGAGGCUAGUUCUCGCAAUGAAAACAGCACAGAUGAGGGUUCAGAUAAAGCAGAUGCUUCCUCCGGAACAGACAGUACAUCAUCCUCUUCUGAGGAUUCAGAUUCUAGUGAUGAAGACUGACCCCAGACUCUUGCACUUAAAUUAUAAACUGAUUUUGAAUUUAUUCUUUCAUUACGUUGUUGUAAAUAACCUGAUGUUGAGUGAGUGCAUCGAUAAUUUACUGACCGAACAUUUCAGUAUUUGUUUAGAAGUUCAACCUGCUUUCAGAAACGUUUUGCAUGUAAUAUUUCCUGGGGUACAUAACUUUCUCGACUUGUAUGUACUCUCAGAUACACAACGGUGUAAAAGGAAUUACAGCAAAAAGGCAUUAUGGUUUUUGGUUGAGGGGUUAAUUUUUAAGAAAGCUUAGUAAGAGCUGUAUAUUUAAUAUAUUUGCAGUGAACACGAUUCUUUAUGCGCAUUGUUGAUUUAAUCUGAAUAUAAUUUUUACAGCCUCCUUGACACUUAUAAUUUACAGAUCAAAACUCAGCAAUAAUUUGGGCAGCUAAUGAAUGUCAUGAAAGCUGUAGAACCUCCAUCACCAUCCAUUGCUUUAAUUACAUGAGAAUGCUCUAGUGUUGCGAUGCACUGCUGACGUUUCCAAUUCAGGUACAACUGUGUUUAAAAGAAAAAAAGGUUUUCCCAUUCGGCCAAUUAAUUUGGCUACUUGUUACCUCAGCUGAGUUAGUUUAGGAAAGUUUACAUUAGCUUCUCUACUUGUUUUCAUAUUCUGCUUUGCUUUUAAAAGGCGUCCUAUGUAUGCUAACCUGGCAAGGGAAAUUAUCAUUACCAGUUGCACUCUUUACUAGCAAAGGGACAUUUUGAUAGACGUUUAAAAUAAAAUCCCUUUCCUACCUAUCUUCAACACCACGGAUACCUGUUUUGUUUUAAAAUUGCUCCAUCUACAGCCUUCAUGUUGUCGAGGAGCUGUGUCCACAGGUUGAAAUAAUUCAAAGUGCCACUUUCAACACUGCAUACUUCAUGUAUAAGGAUUAAAUCCUCGGGUGAAUGGCUUGUUUGCUCUGUUUGUUUAGGUUCCUAUUUUAUGUUCAUUUCUUCAUGUAGCCUCCUGUAGUUACCAGUUAAUAAUGGUAAGGGGAAAUGCAGACAUGUUUUAAAAACUCUCAUAUUUCUCUACAGGUUUGACUCUUGACUGUAUAGAAAAACGUUACCCAGAAUCAAGGUUUAGGGUAUCGUCAGUUAAGUAUAAUAAUGCUGAGUUGCCCAGGAACUUAAAGCACUUUCAACAAUGAUGUGAGAAAUGCGUACCGCGAAACCAUGAUCAUAACAGAUGCUUAAAAAGCACCUGUUCAAAUACAGAUCCUGAGAACCUUACUACGUAAAAUCAGUCUUAAUGUUUGCUGUGUGAUAGACGAUUCCUUGUUCUGCUUCAAAGCUGCUAUUACUCUGACAUGGUGGAAUCACAGAUCCACGCCGCGCGGCGGAGCUGACUGAGAUUAGGCCCGAGACUGUAUUAAAUCUCGCCUGCAGUCCCUCAAAUGGAUAAAAGUAUUGAAGGUAGUCAACGACAAACCUUUUCAAAAAGGGAAUAGUUUAAUAAAAUCUGUAUUUUGAUAUGGUUCUGUUGCUUGCUUGUACAGUGAACAAGACUGUGUUGUUUUUUUUACCGAGAUCUUUACCAAUUAAAAAAUAAUAAAGUUUGUACAUGCAAAAUAAUUAACCCCCUCGACUAGAAAGCAGUAUUACAUGUAAUUACACAGUUAUGAACAGUAUCAUUUGGAUCGUGCUGGUUAUUGUAUUUAUCCCCCCCCCCUUUCCCUUCCCUUUCAUCCCCAAGAACAGUAGGACUUUGUUUGGCCCCAUCAUCAUACAGCGUCUUUAGCAAUAGUCAAAACAUGCCACAGGGAAAAAGGGGUAGCAAUUCUUCAUCAUGAAAGGAUGUACCGACGCAUUUAACAUUUCGCCCUUUUGUAAUAUAGCACUUUUGUUUCUCUCGUAUGUCUGUGCAUCCAUGAUCUAGCCAAAGUUUUUCCAAACACGGUUGUUGACUUAGUCGAUGGAGUAUUUCAACAAUAUCAUCACUUUGCACCCCCCACAUGCCUCCCCCUCCCCAAAAAAGUAAAGUAAAAUAAAUCCUAAGCAUAAUUUUUAAUAAAUUUAUGAAAAAAUAAAGUAUUUUCCUAAUUAUGGUCAAGUGGAUUUGCUUACUGUUCUAGUGGAUCUUCUUUCUCUGUAAGAAUAAAGGCAAUUUUACAGUGGGUUGGUACGGAUUUUGAAUACGAAGUAAAGGUUUUAUCCGUAUCGGCCGAAACAUGUAGCUCUCAGCAAGGCUGCAUAAAAAGACAAGGAGCCUUCAUUAGAAACGCAUUCGAAAACUGCAAUUUCAGUUGCAAAAGAUAUCCAGAAUGAUGGAGAAGAAGUGUGUGUUUGGUAGUGACUAAAGGACUCUUAGCUGUUAUUGCCUUGUAUUUCUAUCCCUCGUUUCAGGCUUCAUGAUCUAUCUGUCUUAGUCCUGUUUUUAUUUCUUUGCGACGUUCUUUGCAAUAUUUGCCAGUUGUGUUCUGUGUAGUCUGGAAUUUUUUUCUUUUGCUUCCUUGUAGUUGAACGGGCGUCUUAAAAGUCAUUUGUAAUUUAUUGAAUUACUUUCUAUGAUGUUCUAUAGAGCAAAUGGAAGUUUAAUUAUUUUUUAUUAAACAUAUUCUUUGACAA
This is a messenger RNA of Sceloporus undulatus (fence lizard), 11722 nucleotides long. It is a transcript of the gene CHD9, whose product is annotated as chromodomain helicase DNA binding protein 9. Gene Ontology annotation, molecular function: ATP-dependent chromatin remodeler activity; protein binding; ATP binding. The record is from RefSeq and is a predicted model, not a curated record. Lineage: Eukaryota; Metazoa; Chordata; Lepidosauria; Squamata; Phrynosomatidae.